Molecule: messenger RNA, 1752 nt
Organism: Ogataea haglerorum
Lineage: Eukaryota; Fungi; Ascomycota; Pichiomycetes; Pichiales; Pichiaceae
Exons: 1
Coding region: 1-1752 (583 amino acids)
Biological process (GO): single strand break repair; double-strand break repair
Cellular component (GO): nucleus
Molecular function (GO): single-stranded DNA binding; double-stranded DNA binding; 3'-tyrosyl-DNA phosphodiesterase activity
Source: RefSeq, a predicted model, not a curated record
AUGUCAGAAUCCGAGACAGAUGUUUCUGUUGAAUUUCUUGAGGAGAAAACCGUGAGUAAUGACCAUCAUAUUAUCAACCUAGAUAGUGACGAGGAUUCUGCUGAGGAAAAAGCUAAAUUUCAGACAUCUCGAUUGAAGCGAAACACCUCAAAACGUGAUGCGGAGGAAAUCACCGCAGAUGCAGAAGCUCAUGGGCUGAAGAGGCCGAAGUUACGCUGUUCUGCCGAAGGCAGGCAAGAAAUUCCAAGAUUUCAAUCUCCAAUUAGACUGAUCUCCAACGCUCCAUACUGCAAGAGUUUUCCACCAUCAUCUAACAAGGAUACCGUUACUUUGUUUGAUUUGGUGGGUUCCAGAAUACUCGAAAGCAGCUACCAGUUUAAUAUGCUUAUAGACUGUGAGUUUUUGCUACCUUUCUUCAAGGCGGAUCCGUUGAAUUUUGAGCUUAUUCUCAUUGGCGUGCAAUCCAAUAUUGCAAUUGAAGAGGUUCACCGUCUUCAGUAUCGGAUAAAAACAGUUGAUGUUUCUCCCAAGUUGCCUAACUGGGGAACUCACCAUUCGAAAUUGAUGAUCAAUUUCUUCCAUGAUGAUACAUGUCAAAUCGUCAUCCACACGAUGAAUCUAACUCACACAGACUAUCUGGCUCAAACCCAAAUGUGCUGGAUAUCCCCUAGAUUAAGAAAAUUGAAUUCUCAUGCCCGCACACAUGAGAAGAAAAAGAAUUUUGAUCCUAUCUGUGAUGUUGGCUUAGUUUUCAAAAGGGAUUUUCUACGAUACCUUUACACAUACGAAAACUCUGUGGUUUCCUCAUUAGUCGAACAAUUGAAAGCAUUUGAUUUCUGUCCCAUUGACGUCGCCUUUGUUUGUUCAAGCCCGGGACGUUAUGAGUUCGACUUGAAUGACCACGCGAAAACAGAUUCAGAUGAUAUGGAUGACAGACAGUUGUAUGGUUAUGGGAAUUUGCGCCAAAUCCUAAACCGCUAUAAACUGACUACUCCAAACGACGCAAAACUUAUAAUGCAAGUCUCCUCGAUCAGUGCACCACUUGAUAAUAGGCAUACAAACAUUGGUACACACGUUUUGUCGAGCAUUGUAGAAGGGUCCCAAGCAAUCGUUAAGCAACCAAACCAUAAGUUUGGAGGAGGAACUGGGGUUGAGAUAAAUAUUAUCUGGCCGACAGAGGAGGAGAUUAUGAAUGCACAUUAUGGCCACAUAUCAGGACACGCAGUAAUGUUCAAAUCUAGAGCAACCAACGGCUGGCGCGCUUAUGAAGAUCAAGCUAGAUUUCUAAGAUCAUUUUUCUAUAGAUGGUCCUCCAGACCGUCCUCUCAAUCUGUUGCAGGAAGAAGUAAUUUAUCGCCACAUGUCAAAUCUUACUGUGUGACGAAAAAUGACUUCGAGACAUUGGAGUGGUUUCUUUUAACUUCAGCCAAUCUUUCGAAACAAGCAUGGGGUGCACCUGCCCGUGGAUUUGGAGCAGUUUUUCAAAGCGAAACACAGACCAAGCAUGUCUACACAGUAAAGUCUUUCGAAGCAGGUGUCCUUGUCAUUCCUGCAUGCAUAAAGACAAAAUUCAAGAUAGACAAAUCGUUUGCGCUGACUCCCGUACAAGGAACAGACUUUUAUGAAGGCGUGAAUGAUGACACUGUACACUAUCCAAUUAGACUACCUUAUGAUACUCCUUUAAAAAAGUACUCUGAUAAUGAUCGUCCAUGGACGACAGAAAAAUUGGAGCAGAUUUAUAAUACAACAUAG